This is a messenger RNA of Ailuropoda melanoleuca (giant panda), 2435 nucleotides long. It is a transcript of the gene ARX, whose product is annotated as aristaless related homeobox. NCBI's taxonomy places the organism in Eukaryota, Metazoa, Chordata, Mammalia, Carnivora, Ursidae. The coding region runs from base 215 to 1573 and encodes 452 amino acids. The transcript has 5 exons. Gene Ontology annotation, biological process: regulation of transcription by RNA polymerase II. The record is from RefSeq and is a predicted model, not a curated record. Gene Ontology annotation, molecular function: RNA polymerase II transcription regulatory region sequence-specific DNA binding; DNA-binding transcription factor activity, RNA polymerase II-specific.
CUUGUCCUGAGCGCGGAGAGGGCGAGCUCGGGCUGCGGGCAGGGCGGGAGCUAGCAGCCAGCAACCAAGAGAGGCAGAGAGGCACAGAGAUCGCAGUAAUAUCCAUUAUAACCAGCCAUCUAACCCCACUCCCCAACACACACCCAUCCAUCCCACCCUCCAGGAGAGGCAGCCAGCGGCCCCGCUCUCUGCGUCCACGGAAAAACCCCCAGCCAUGAGCAAUCAGUACCAGGAGGAGGGCUGCUCCGAGAGGCCCGAGUGCAAAAGUAAAUCUCCAACUUUGCUCUCCUCCUACUGCAUCGACAGCAUCCUGGGCCGAAGGAGCCCGUGCAAGAUGCGGCUGUUGGGAGCCGCGCAGAGCUUGCCCGCCCCACUGGCCAGCCGCGCGGACCAGGAAAAGGCCAUGCAAGGUAAGGUUGCGCCCGCCAGGCACCUGCAAAGAGCGCUGGGCACUGGUUUGGAUGGCCCGGGGGGCGCCGCGCACCCGGACGAGCGCCUCGGAGCGGCCAGCGGCCCGGGUGGCGCCCCGGCGGCGGGCGGCGGUACGGGCGCCGAGGACGACGAGGAGGAGCUGCUGGAGGAUGAAGAGGACGAAGACGAGGAAGAAGAGCUGUUGGAGGACGACGAGGAGGAGCUGCUGGAGGACGACGCCCGCGCGCUGCUCAAGGAGCCCCGGCGCUGCGCCGUGGCCGCCACUGGCGCGGUGGCCGCUGCCGCCGCCGCUGCUGUGGCCACUGAGGGCGGGGAGCUAUCGCCUAAGGAGGAGCUCCUGCUGCACCCAGAGGACGCUGAGGGCAAGGACGGCGAGGACAGCGUGUGCCUGUCCGCGGGCAGCGACUCGGAGGAGGGGCUGCUGAAGCGCAAACAGCGGCGCUACCGCACCACGUUCACCAGCUACCAGCUGGAGGAACUGGAGCGGGCCUUCCAAAAGACGCACUACCCAGACGUCUUCACCAGGGAGGAACUGGCCAUGAGGCUGGAUUUGACUGAGGCCCGAGUCCAGGUCUGGUUCCAGAACCGUCGGGCCAAGUGGCGCAAGCGGGAGAAAGCGGGCGCGCAGACCCAUCCUCCGGGGCUGCCCUUCCCCGGGCCUCUCUCGGCCACCCACCCGCUGAGCCCCUACCUGGACGCCAGCCCCUUUCCUCCGCACCACCCAGCGCUCGACUCGGCCUGGACGGCCGCCGCCGCCGCCGCCGCCGCCGCCUUCCCGAGCCUACCUCCGCCUCCGGGCUCGGCCAGCCUGCCGCCCAGCGGGGCGCCGCUGGGCCUGAGCACUUUCCUCGGAGCCGCUGUGUUCCGACACCCGGCCUUCAUCAGCCCUGCGUUCGGCAGGCUCUUUUCCACCAUGGCCCCCCUGACCAGCGCGUCGACCGCGGCCGCGCUCCUGAGACAGCCCACGCCGGCCGUGGAGGGCGCGGUGGCGUCGGGCGCGCUGGCCGACCCGGCCACCGCGGCCGCAGACAGACGCGCCUCUAGCAUAGCGGCGCUGAGGCUCAAGGCCAAGGAGCACGCCGCGCAGCUCACGCAGCUCAACAUCCUGCCGGGCACCAGCACGGGCAAGGAGGUGUGCUAAAGGCUGCCCUCCACCCUGGCGCCCCGGGCGCACCCCGAAAGGUCACCUCACUCAGCACCACUCAAGACCAAAUGGAAACAGAGGACCAGCACACUCCCGAGACGGCACUGAGAGAGCGCAGCCGCCUUCGCAGCAGCCUGGAUGCGGGCAAGGCAGCCCCUGGCGCUACCGGACGUGGCACCUCCUCGGCUGGCUGUCCACCCGCCCCUGCCCCUGCCCCUGCCCCCGCCACUGCCAAUCUCGCUCCCACUCGAACGUCCGUUCUCUCCCGUUCUUACUUCGCUGAAAAUAUCAUAUCGGGGAGGUUUUCUCUCCAAGACGCCUGGUAUUGAAGUUAAAAAAUUUAAAAACCCAACCUCUCUUCCUCCUGGCACCCCACUUAGCUUUUUUUUUUUUUAAACAGCAUUUUGGCGCUCUAAGUUGAUCUCCCCAGCGUUGGCCCCGGUGUGAAGCCAGGGCCAGGGAAGCGAAUGCCAAUCUGUAAGAUAGCUAACAGUGCACUUAACAGAAAGGGGCGUCUUGUUCUUGUUCUCUUCUUUAUCAUACACCAACCAAGGUUUUUAUAUCAAACCAAAGGGAAAUACUCUGCUAGAAUAUGGACUGUUGAAGUCACCAAACUGUGAUUAUUGAUUCUGUACAUACCAUUGUUAUUAAAAAAAAAGAACAGAGCUUUGUAUAUUUGAAAUGUUAUAACGCAAUUGCACUCAGCGUGGUAUGGUAAAAGUUUGUCCUCUUGUAGAUUCUUACUGUGUUGUAGAUAUGGUAGGGUUCCUAGACAAAUAUUUAUGUACUCAAGCCCUUUAUUUAACUUAUUAACUGUAGAGGCUUCUGAAACCUUCAAGAUAAAGGCAAUGGUACAGUA